UACACAGAUUGAAACUUCAGAUGGCUGUAAUUCAUUAGUUUGGUACAAAGCCGUGGCUAUACGCCUCAACGCCAGACAGCUCCUUGGGGGUUAUCAUCAUACUGGGUUUUUCACGCGCUACAGGAGCUGGCAUGAGAGCCUGAGCAAGCGUAGCAGGCAAGAGUCUCGCACCAUCCUGAGCAUGUCCAAGUGGCUUUAUUGCUUUCGAUCAAAAAGAAAUCUUGAAACUUGCCAAACGCCCGAGCUCGCGAGCCGCUGCAACAAAGUGUUAGCAAACGUAUCUGGAUUCUGGUGCAAUGAAACUCGCCUUUGGCGAAGCCUUCCGCAGAUGCCAACUCCAAUCUCUAUAUCGAGUCAGGGUUCCGGGUCGACUCCAGCAACCAGUACUAGUGCGGCUGCUAAGAUUCUCGCGUCCUACAUAUAGCCCCCACACUCACCGAAUACUGAGUACGAAGCACUCACUAUGCGAUGUUGAAACUGCCGAUCUAUUUGACUACUCCGACCCGCCAGCCCGCACACCGAAGAACAUGGACUUCGCACAUAUCAUGGAAACCACUACCCGAGAUCCGACAAACCUUUGUAGACGAAGGGAGAUAAUACCUGCUAAUAGGAAUGAAAUGUCAAAGGAAGCGUUAUCGCACUCAAAACACGCCUCCAGAUUCACACGAGUAUCUACUUAUGGUCCGAGGAAGCAUAUUCGUCAAGCGAUACUUCCAGUACUACUUGUGAAUGCUUUGUCGGAACAAUGGUCACUGUCCGAUAUUUGCGGUUAUUUGGACCUUCUGAUGUUCUAUAACUUUAAGUGUCAUAAUGAUCGUGUUGACACGGCUUCAAAGGUGUCGCAGAUUCACGUUGGGAACACAUGGCCAUGUCAUACGUACAAUUUGAUUGGCGCCUAGAGCGAGUAUAAGAAUAAAGACUCGAGCCCAC
Messenger RNA from Suillus plorans, 930 nucleotides. RefSeq lists its product as uncharacterized. Lineage: Eukaryota; Fungi; Basidiomycota; Agaricomycetes; Boletales; Suillaceae. The transcript has 6 exons. The record is from RefSeq and is a predicted model, not a curated record. Bases 297 to 899 code for a protein of 200 amino acids.